GACUUUAUGAACAAAUAUAUCAGGAGGUCGUGACGUUUAUUUCCUCUCUACAAAGUGGAAAUAUGUCGGCAUCUGUUAGGGAAUUCUCACGGGAAUGGAAAGGAAGACGAGGAAAAUACAGCUAUAUUUUCCUCAUACUGUUUGUGUUACCUGUUAUUACGGACGUGUGGAGGUCACAAAUCCACUGCACCUGGGUGGAAGUCUCACUUUAUCUCAGAUUGGUUAUAAUCUACUGAGAAAUGUCAACUAUGUAUAACAUGAGAUAAUGAAGUCUUUCUCUGAAGACACGUGACUGACAUGUCAAAAUACAUUUGUAAUUUGUUAUUUUCUCUUCCACUGAUAUAAUCAAAAUGCAAAGAAUAUGUUUUUUUGUCUCUCCCUGUGGCCUGGUACCAGUGACAGCACAGUGGUGCAGUGGUGAGAGGUAAAUAUUCUGGUGAUUGGCAUCAAGAGGACGCCUAUUUUUUUGUAAUAUGUUUUCACAAACCAGUUGAUGAGACGUGUCAGAGAGCCAUGGCCUUUCAAAGUCCCCCCUGUCUGUCAGCAGUGGUAUUGUAGCCUGCGGAAAACAAAACAUGAAAUUUCAGUGUUACUCCUGAAACUCUUGACCUUUGACCUGUAUUCCUUCAUCUGCAGCACAACAGCUAUUUUCAUUUGUUAUAUGUGUUUAUCCUGUGGUUUAUGUGGAAACCUACAACAUGGUGUUGAUCACACAUGUACUGUAAACAGGAAAUGACUGAUUUACAGAAAAUAUUUGAAUCAAGGUUUAAUUGUAAUAAUGAUAUUAAAAAAAAGAAAAUUAAAUAUGGGCCACAUUUUUGUUACUACACGUAAUUUAAGGUUCGUUUUGAGAGUCCUUAAACCCCGCAGAUUAAACACUGACACAUUGUGCAGCCCCCCUAACCCCACCUCUGGAAGCAGGAUUUCAAUUACAUGGCUGAGCGAUGCCUUUCUCACCAAACAAAAGGCAGAUCCUGAUUGUUGGGAUGGAGACAGAGCUGGAGGAAGAAAAGUAGGAGUGACAUCCCCGGACACGUUUACGCUCACAGAGAUCGAGGCAGUUCUUACACUGAGAGGAGGUAAAGACAAUGGUCUAUGGUCCCUGUGACCAGCGUCUGGUCUUUCUGUCCUAACACAUUAGAAGUUCCAGCAACUGAAGAUUGAACUCACAGGUUUUACACCAUGACAGCUGUAACAAACCAGCCUCUCCCUCUCGGUCAUCUGGAGCGGGAAAAGCACAUACAGAUGAUCUUCCGAGCUUUCCAGAACCGCUGCGGUCCUUGUGAGUGUCAGUCUCACACACCUGCAGCCAAAGCCCAGCCAGUAGUUUCUGAGUGGGAUCCUGACCAGCAGUUUUCAGUUCUGUCUCCUGAGAAGAAGAUAGAGAACAGAGUCACGCUGCCGUCACAGAAAGUGGAGGAGCAAAACCAGGAAAGUUCGACUCGUUCAGACUUUAUGACUGUGCUGGAAACAGUCAGUCAGAUUCACAUCCGUGCGCAACCAGAGCUACAAGGGCCACAGUGUGUUCCCAGGAGGAUCUACAGCAUCACCACAGGGGGCGGCAGAUCCCAGAUAUUUGUGGCUGUUGAAGAGAGUUCAUGUUUGUGUCUUCAGUGUUGUGGUCCAGCUCGUGCCUGCACACUGAAAGGCUUUGACUGUCAGGGCAGCCCGGUCUUUUAUUUUGAAAGGCCCUUCAGAUCAGACGCCUGCUGCUUUGGCUGCUGCCUGAUGGAGAUGAGGGUCUACACCCCUCAGAAACAUCUUAUAGGCACAGUGUGUCAGAGGUGGAGCAUGUUCACCCCACUCCUGGAAGUGUGUGAUGCAGAUGGAGCAUCUUCUGUCAGAAUCCAAGGCUGCUGCUGUCCAUGUAGAUGUUUCUCUGACCAGCAGUUUCAGGUCGUCUCAAACAUCGGUGAGAGACUGGGCACCAUAUGGAAGAAAUGGCCUGGCUUCAAUGAGGAACAAAACAUGGACCAUGAAUAUUUUGGGCUGAAUGUGCCACUGAAUAUGGAGUCACACAUGAAACUGCUGCUGCUGGGAUCCACAUUCUUACUGGUGAGAAAACCAUUUUAAUCAUCUGAACUGAAAGAGAACAUAUCACAGUACAAUGAGAAUAACGAUUGAAGCUUUGGUGCCACAUGUAGUAACAUGCAGCUCCCCUAUGGGAUGCAGUUUAAAGGGUUUAUUAGUUGGUAAUAUCUAGUAUUUUGGUAUUUACUGAAACAGUAAAAAUGAAUGCUCCAUUCCUCAUCUCUCCACAGAAUCACAUGUUCUUUGAAAUGAGCUGAUGAAUAAACGGGACCAUAAAUGGGACUGCUGCUGACCCAAACACAAGAGGCAGCCAAGACCAUGAGUCUGUUUCAGCAUCAGAUGCAUAUUCAACAUUCACUGCUAUAAAAAUGUUUUAAACCUUUUCCUUUGUUCCACCUCUUCUGAAAUGAACACUAUUCACCCCAUGACCAAAUAUGGCCAUUUAGUCAUCACUCUAUAGGUUCUUUUUGAAUAUGUCUCAGAACGUUCACUACUAAAUGUAACCUGACCCUGGGUUCAGUCACAAUCACCUUCAUUUAGACUUUCUAAUGAGACUUAACACAGGUGAAGAAACCUGGACUGGGUCCGGCUAGAGGUCAAGCUGGAGGUCAGGCACAAGGAUGCAGGCUGCUCACUAGUCCACUCUGAAGACAUUGUGAACAACACAAGAAGAUCAUCAUCCCUCCAGGUUCUGAUAUGGUUUCAAAAAUGAGAAUCAGUAACGAUUCACUGAGAUGACCUUUAAAGUGGACUGUAUUUACAAACAUAUCAACAACAAUAGUCAUCAUUUGUAGUUCAAAAUGAGCAGAACAGUAGUUAAAAUACAGCACUAUUAUAAAAUAACAUUUCGAUCCUGUUUGGGUCACUGUUGAACAGGCACGAACUGACUAAUAGCAGAAUGUGAGAUUUGAUUUGAGCAAUAAAAAGAUGUUUUAGCCACAUAACAGAUAUUUUUCUGUUGCCUUUUAUGGAGUAUAAUUUGUAAUCAGCAAAUGACCAAAUGCCAAGCAUUGCCCCCUCUGGUGGCAGCUCAGCAAAUGCUU
Messenger RNA from Cynoglossus semilaevis (tongue sole), 3074 nucleotides. RefSeq names its product phospholipid scramblase 1. Gene Ontology annotation, molecular function: phospholipid scramblase activity. Gene Ontology annotation, biological process: plasma membrane phospholipid scrambling. The record is from RefSeq and is a predicted model, not a curated record. NCBI's taxonomy places the organism in Eukaryota, Metazoa, Chordata, Actinopteri, Pleuronectiformes, Cynoglossidae. The coding region runs from base 1183 to 2073 and encodes 296 amino acids. Gene Ontology annotation, cellular component: plasma membrane. The transcript is spliced from 7 exons.